This is a messenger RNA of Pyrus x bretschneideri (Chinese white pear), 1881 nucleotides long. RefSeq names its product 2,3-dimethylmalate lyase. The coding region runs from base 77 to 1606 and encodes 509 amino acids. Gene Ontology annotation, molecular function: catalytic activity. The transcript is spliced from 9 exons. The record is from RefSeq and is a predicted model, not a curated record. Lineage: Eukaryota; Viridiplantae; Streptophyta; Magnoliopsida; Rosales; Rosaceae.
GAGUGUGUGUCGUCAUAAUUUAUAACGCCUUUGAUAACUUUGAACACGCACAGAGACACAGCCACAAGCCAUUGAAAUGAAUCUGCUGCAUCAGGUGUUGCGUAGCAGAAACUGCAGCAGCACCGUCUCUCUUCUUACCCACAAUUCCUCCUCCUCUUUCAAUCCCACCACCACAUCUUCAAAUCUCCCAUUUGGGUCAUCGUCAGCCCUCCAGUUCAAUCAACAGCGACCACUUUCACUGCCCCACAAGUUCAAACACACCACUUUCACUGCCAAAGGGGCGGCCCUCCAAACCAUCGCAGCUUACUCCGGAGGAGACAGAGAAAUGGCCCCCGAGUCUCCGGCCAAAGAGCUCCGCCGGAUUCUGGAGUUGCCGGGGGUUGUCCAGGCCCCUGCUUGCUUUGAUGCUCUGAGUGCCAAGCUUGUGGAAAGAGCUGGCUUUCAGUGCUGCUUCACUAGUGGAUUUUCAAUAUCAGCUGCUAGAUUAGCGUUGCCAGAUACAGGUUUUAUAUCCUAUGGAGAAAUGGUGGAUCAGGGGCAACAAAUUACCCAAGCUGUGUCAAUUCCUGUUAUUGGUGACGGUGAUAAUGGAUAUGGGAAUGCAAUGAAUGUGAAGAGAACUGUCAAGGGAUACAUUAAAGCUGGUUUUGCUGGGAUUUUGCUUGAAGAUCAGGUCUCUCCAAAAGCUUGUGGUCAUACGCAAGGAAGGAAAGUGGUGUCAAGAGAGGAGGCUGUAAUGCGGAUAAGAGCAGCUGUUGAUGCUCGGAAAGAGAGCAGCUCUGACAUUGUCAUUGUAGCAAGAACUGAUUCUCGUCAAGCAGUGUCUUUGGAUGAAGCACUCUGGAGGUCAAGGGCAUUUGCUGAUGCUGGUGCAGAUGUUCUUUUCAUUGACGCACUUGCUUCUAAAGAAGAGAUGAAGGCUUUCUGUGGGAUAUCUCCCUUAGUUCCAAAAAUGGCUAAUAUGCUUGAAGGAGGAGGCAAAACGCCAAUACUCAAUCCACUUGAACUUGAGGAUGUUGGGUAUAAAAUUGUGGCUUAUCCGCUUUCCUUGAUUGGGGUAUCUAUUCAAGCAAUGCAGGUAGCACUGGCUGGUCUCAAAGGAGGCCGCAUCCCUCCUCCUGGAAGCAUGCCAUCCUUCGAAGAGCUUAAGGAGAUUCUAGGUUUCAACAGUUAUUAUGAAGAAGAAAAACAGUAUUCUACCAGCAGCAGUCAGCUAUCUCCAGAAAGAUUGACCAGUAGUGUAUACAGUCUCCAAAGGACUGCUAGAGAUGGUGGAGAGCAGAAAGAUCAGAAUCCUCAAGAUCCCGUUGUUGAAGUUAUAACACCUGACGUGUACAAUAACUAUGAUGCAGAUGGUUCCAGGGGUCCAUUUUCUGGGAUCUGGUCUCGGACGUUGAGGGUCAAAAUAACUGGAAGGGAUGGCUUUGAGAGACUUGAUGUUCGGAUUCCUGCUGGAUUCUUGGAUGGAAUCACAAAUAUAGUUCCAGCUCUCGGGGGUGUGAACAUCAAACAACUGCUAAACGAGGCAACUGAUGAAAUGGGAGGGAAGCUGCUGCUAGAUUUUAAUGACACAAUUGGUGAUAGGAUUCAAGUUUUUCUAGAGUGAAUCCAAGAAGUAGAAGUCUUACAAGCAUAAUGCUAAAAGGGGUAAGGCCAACAAAAACUGAAACUCGGCCAAAGAAAUCGGCGGUGAUGUACAAAGUUUGAUCAAUUUAAUAGGACGAAUGGUUUCUUUUCGAUAGAUUGUAAAUUAAAGUUACGAUAUGAUUACUUUUGAUAUGUUGUGCGCAUUUCUUCUACCUUUUAGUACAAACAAAUACAAUUUGGGGUUUGGACUCCGUUUUUCAGAGUCGAUUGAUAAUGGCUUUGUUUACAAACUGA